UGACGUCAUAAUGAUCAUUGUGAUAUUAUAACGUUGUUCUGUUAUAUUAUUUGAUAACUACCUUUUCUUCUUAAGUGAAACAACAACAAAAAACAGUCCAGUAAUUAUUUCUUUUGAAGCAAUAUGGAAGAUAAUCAGAAGGAUUCGCCUGAACCACAAAAUACACUCACAGGGGGAAAUAUAAAUGAGCUAGUAACAGAGGAAGAAAAACGUUCGCAAGAUCACAUAAGAAGUUUUAUCGAGCACCUUCAAGAUCUUACGGGUGAGUUUAUAGCAAAACGCAGAAAAGCUGUUUUGCAAUUUCAAAAUGCUGUUAAGAUCAAGGAAGACUGGAUACAUGAGUAUGUAAUGUGGCAGAGACGGUAUGAUUCAAAUCGUAUUGAACUUGCUGAAUUAGUCACUCCAAAGUCACCCAGGAGACAAAGAUGGCAAGGCCUAUAAACUAUACCUCUUUAUGAGUUGAGUCCGUCCUAAUAAUAACAAAUCUAUGAGACGAUAGACGAUCAAAGAAAAAGAAAAACAAAUACCAAUUUAUUUUAGAAAAUUGUAAAUUGAUAUUAAACUAGAUGUAAAAAGAUAAUGUAUUAAUAAAAAUAGAUAAGAGGU
Molecule: messenger RNA, 606 nt
Organism: Lottia gigantea (owl limpet)
Lineage: Eukaryota; Metazoa; Mollusca; Gastropoda; Lottiidae
Exons: 4
Coding region: 124-441 (105 amino acids)
Source: RefSeq, a predicted model, not a curated record